Molecule: messenger RNA, 1499 nt
Organism: Synchiropus splendidus (mandarinfish)
Lineage: Eukaryota; Metazoa; Chordata; Actinopteri; Syngnathiformes; Callionymidae
Product: nicotinamide riboside kinase 2-like
Exons: 7
Coding region: 156-776 (206 amino acids)
Cellular component (GO): cytoplasm
Source: RefSeq, a predicted model, not a curated record
AGGUGUUGCAGGCAACCCAAAACGUUAUGAUCAGGAAUGCAGAGAGAAGGCUCUCCUCAAGUAGAUAGUCGGCAAAAAUUUGUAUUUAUUUACUUUUUUUCAAACUCUGCGCCCCAUUCACACCCUGGACCCUCAAAGUUCAGCGCCGGGUCUUCAUGAGCGACCAACAGGCAAAAAGGCACGGAAAGAAGAAUUACAUCAUUGGAAUUGGAGGGGUUACUAAUGGGGGUAAAACCACCCUAGCGAAAAGGUUGAAAAAGACGCUCCCAAACUGCUGUGUUGUGCACCAAGACGACUACUACAAGAAACCAGAUGAGAUAGAAGUUGGGCCAGACGGCUUCAAACAAUGGGACGUAAUAACAGCCCUGGACAUGGAAGCCAUGACUAACACGAUAAAACGAUGGAUAAGCGACCCGGUGAAAUUCGGCCGUUCGCAGGGCAUCACGUAUUCGCCAGGCUUUAGAAAAUUCAAAAACGUUCAGCCCUUUCACAUUCUGAUUGUAGAUGGAUUCCUAAUCUACAAUUAUCCUGGCUUGACGGAUUUGUUUGACAAGCGCUAUUACAUCUCUAUUACGUAUGAGGAGUGCAAGAUUCGAAGAAGUUUCAGGCAAUACAUCGUCGCAGACCCCCCAGGCCUGUUUGAUGGUCACGUUUGGCCAAUGUACCUCAAACAUAGAAAAAGCUUGGAGGAGAGCAACUUGGAGAUAGAUGGCAUCUGUUACAGAGCACCUGGAUGGCAUGAAACCGAAGGAGGACCUCUACAAUCAAGUUUUUGAAGACAUUCAGAACAAAUUGCUUAAUCAGUUAUGAAUGCAACAUCUGAUAUCCUUGUAUCCUCAAACAGUUCCAUCUCGGUAGAACACACUACAAAAUGUGUGACACUAAAUAUUGUUCUCAUCAUCACCUGCCAUUUGUUUCAUAUACCUACACACAAACAUGAAGUUGACGGCUCUAAACAAGCUCCGAGCAGCAAAGGAAUGUGAAACACCCAUACUGUCUUUUCAUUGAUCUACAGUGGAAUUCCUAAAACUGUUUUAACUGUAGUUAACAAACAUAGAAACAUAGAAAACAUAGAACAAGCUUAGAAGAGCAACUUGUAGAUAGGUAUACUUUCUUCCAUUACCAUUGUUUUCUACCAUUAACAUUUAACUGUUUACAUAUAUUGAGCACAAGUAUGGCUAUUGUUCUCAAUUGACGUGAAUAUUUUGUACUGGUAAAGCUAUUUUCAUGAUUAAAAUGUGUCAAAUGUUGUUACAUAAUGGUUUUAUUUUUGAUGGAACAAAGGAAGAGGCUAUCGAAUCUAAUGUAAUCUAUCUAUCUAUCUCUCUAUCUAUCUGUCUAUCUAUCUAUCUAUCUAUCUAUCUAUCUAUCUAUCUAUCUAUCUCUCUAUCUCUCUAGCUAUCUAUCUAUCUAUCUAUCUAUCAACAAAGACAUAACUACACAAAGGCCAUCUCAUCUAAUAACAGGAUCCUCCACUGACCCGUAGCUGGCCUCCGAUG